Molecule: messenger RNA, 1418 nt
Organism: Cucumis melo (muskmelon)
Lineage: Eukaryota; Viridiplantae; Streptophyta; Magnoliopsida; Cucurbitales; Cucurbitaceae
Product: heat stress transcription factor B-4
Exons: 2
Coding region: 241-1224 (327 amino acids)
Biological process (GO): regulation of transcription by RNA polymerase II
Cellular component (GO): nucleus
Molecular function (GO): DNA-binding transcription factor activity; RNA polymerase II cis-regulatory region sequence-specific DNA binding
Source: RefSeq, a predicted model, not a curated record
AUGAAUGUCAGUAUAGAAUUAUUAAUAGUUUUUCUUUCUUUUUAUUAUUUGAAAAAAAGAAAGAAAAAAAAAACAUUGUCACGGGUUUGUCUUGAAACCCUCUUAUUUCACAGACACAUAUUCUCUCACUCUCCCACAAAAACCCACCUUCCCAAAAUCUCUUAAUAUAAAAUCAAAAAAACACACACUAAACUACACAAUACCUUUCCUCUUUCCCCACCCUUCGUCUCUUCUCAUCAAAUGGCUCUAAUGCUUGAUAGUUGUGAUGGCGUUUUGCUUUCAUUAGACUCACACAAAGCAAUCCCAGCUCCGUUUUUAACCAAAACUUACCAACUUGUCGAUGAUCCUUCCACUGACCAUAUUGUUUCAUGGGGUGAAGAUGACACUACCUUCGUCGUUUGGCGUCCUCCUGAAUUCGCUAGAGAUCUCCUCCCUAACUAUUUCAAACACAACAAUUUCUCUAGCUUCGUACGCCAGCUCAACACUUAUGGUUUUAGAAAAAUUGUACCGGACAGAUGGGAGUUUGCGAACGAGUUCUUUAGAAAAGGGGAGAAGCAUUUAUUAUGUGAGAUCCAUAGACGGAAAACCGCUCAACCACAAGUUACCGUUAACCAACACCAUCAAUCUCACUCUCCACUUAAUCCCGGUUUUUACCAUUUCCCCACUGCUCGACUUAGUAUUUCCCCUUCCGAUUCCGACGACCAAAACAAUUAUUGGUGUGACUCGCCGUCGCCCAACAAUAAUAAUAACAACAACUCCGUUACCGCUCUAUCGGAAGACAACGAACGGCUCCGUCGAAGUAACAAUAUGCUGAUGUCGGAGUUAGCCCAUAUGAAAAAACUCUACAACGAUAUCAUUUAUUUCGUACAAAACCACGUGAAGCCGGUUGCUCCCAGUAAUUCAUAUCAAUACUCAACCUCCACGUCGUUACUCUCCGAUGGGUUUCCGGUUGUACGACAACCCAACCAUUACCAUCAUCAUCAUCAAGUAUCGAGUCAGAUCCGGAAUAAUACCACCGUUGGAACGAAAAGCUUCGUGACGAUUCUAGAAGAAGAACAGCAACAACAACAGCCAAAGACAAAGCUUUUCGGUGUGGCGAUUCAAUCGAAGAAACGGUUACAUCCAGAGUAUGGUAAUUCUCACAGCAACAACAACAACAAAGCGAGAUUGGUUUUGGAAAAAGACGAUUUAGGCCUUAAUCUCAUGCCUCCUUCUGCUUGUUAAUUAGUUCUGAUAUAUUUUUUUUUUUCUUUUUGGAGGGAAUUUUGUUAGAAAUCCCAGAGGGGAGUUGAAUCCUUUUUUCAGUGCUGCAUUAUUUCAUAUGAUCAUAAUUGAAAUUAGAAAAAUGUGUGCGUGCGUUUGAUUUGUGAUAGCACUGUAAGUUAUCUUCUACAUGUAUAUAACCCUCAUUGACGCUA